Messenger RNA from Nycticebus coucang (slow loris), 2573 nucleotides. RefSeq names its product protein aurora borealis-like. Gene Ontology annotation, cellular component: cytoplasm; nucleus. Gene Ontology annotation, molecular function: protein kinase binding. Gene Ontology annotation, biological process: regulation of mitotic nuclear division; activation of protein kinase activity; regulation of mitotic spindle organization. The transcript has a single exon. The record is from RefSeq and is a predicted model, not a curated record. Lineage: Eukaryota; Metazoa; Chordata; Mammalia; Primates; Lorisidae.
AGCUGGCUUGGCAUCUGGGAGCGCCCUGGAGUUAGUAUUGAGGCGUCCUUUUUAUACACUCGGUUUUCUCUCUGUGCUAUGGGAGAUGUCAAAGAAUCAACAAUGCAGAUAACACCGGAAACUCCAGGAAGGAUCCCUGUUUUAAAUCCUUUUGAAAGUCCUAGUGAUUAUUCUAAUCUCCAUGAACAAACUCUUGCCAGUCCUUCUGUUUUUAAAUCAACAAAAUUACCAACUCCAGGGCAAUUUAGAUGGUCUAUUGAUCAACUAGCUGUAAUAAAUCCUGUAGAAAUAGAUCCAGAAGAUAUUCAUCGUCAAGCUUUAUACUUAAGUCAUUCUCGACUAGAUAAAGAUGUGGAAGACAAAAGACAAAAAGCCAUCGAAGAGUUUUUCACUAAAGAUGUCCUCGUACCUUCUCCUUGGACUGAACAUGAAGGGAAACAGCUUUCAGAGUGCCAUUCCAGUAAAUGCAUUAAAAGUGAUUCUCCAGCUGGAAAAAAGUUGAGCAUUUAUUCUGAGAAAUGCAAUGCUGCUUGUCAGACAUUGCUGUCUCUUCCUGUGGAUUUUAAUCUAGAGAAAAUAUUAGGUGACUAUUUUAGAGCUGAUGAAUUUGCAGAUCAGUCUCCUGGAAACCUCAGCUCUUCAUCUCUCAGAAGAAAGCUCUUUUUUGAUGGAAACAGAAGCAUCUCUGAAUCUUUACCUUCAGCUUCUCCCAGAAGUCCUCAUAGCAGUGCUCAGGCCUCAGUUGAAGUUUAUUAUUCAAUAGAUUUAUCUCCUGUACAGUGUAGGAGCCCUGUACAGACACCAGGUUCGGGGCAGUUUUCUUCUAGCCCCAUUAAGGCUAGUGCAAAAAAAUAGAGUGUGGGAAGUAUAACCAGCCCUUCACCUGUUUCUUCACCUGCUUUCUCGCCAGUUGCAUUUCACAUAGGAAAGACCCCACUCUCAGAACAAAGGAAGUUUACUUUUCAUUCUCCUGAUGCUUCAUCUGGAACAAAUUCUAAUGGAAUUACUAAUAAGUUUAUCAGAAGUCCUUAUAUAGAUGGCUGCUCACCGAUUAAAAAUUGGUCUCCCAUGAGACUCGAGAUGUGUAGCAGUGGUACGCAGUACGAGACCUCACUGAUCCACAUUCCCUUUACUCUUGAGACUCACGAUGAAGAUACAGAAGAUAAAGAGGACAUUUCUUCCACAGAUAUUUCAUCAGCAGGCAUGGGUGCUGCUGAAAUACACCUACGGCAAUUGAAUCGUGACGCUUCUACACACGGCACACGUUUAGUUGUGACUGCCAUGUCUAUUACACAAAAUCAGUCCAGUGCUUCUGAGAAAGAAUUAGCACCACUGCGGGAUGUUGAAAGCAAGAAGGAGAGCAACACUGUGGAUAUGGUUGAGCCUAUAGAGCUAGGAGAUGAGAGCUCUUGGAUCAAGGGGCUGGUUGAAAACAGGAGUUUACCCAUGACUGAUUUUGUGAGCGGACUUUCCUUCAGUAUUGAAAACUCUAACAUGUGCAUGUCACCUCUUGCUGAAAACUGUGUCAUUCCCUGUGAAAGCACUAACAUUCAGCAAGAACACAACCCAGGUGUUGAUGAAAAGAGCAAGUCCUUCUCGGCAGCAGUCCUUAGAAUACCUCUACCAGAACCAAAGACUGUCCCAGAAGAGCCCCUCCUGUGUUUUUAUGCACAGCAAUAAUGUGAUUUGGAAAGAGAUGGUUUAAGUGACAUGCUUAGCUUUCUUCCCCUCCUUAAUGUGAAAAAUCAAGAGCUUAAUUUAGCCACAAGGAACAGCACAAAAGCUCCUGGAACUUCAAAUUACUGAAUUACAAGUUUAUUUUUCACCAUUUUUACGCUUACCCUGACUGAUGUGUUGUGACCAACCCUAUCGUCCCUAUCCUGUGGGGUCCGUGACCUGUUAACCCUGACUGACAGCACUGAAUUCAGUUCUGAGAACAUGUGACGAUACAUAAAAACUAAAGGCAUAUUGUGCAUUAAAAAACUUGUCAAUGGACAAAUCAUAACCUAUGUGAAAGAAAUGUUUAGAUUCAAAACAAACAUAUUGAAAAGGUAAAAGGAAGUUAAACGGGUUUCCUAAAAUUUUAGUUCUUGAACUAUUUGUUCAUUUCUGUGGAGGAAAUUUAGUACCAGUUAGUGAUAACUGCUCUAGGUACUAUUCUUAAACCUGUUAAUGCUAGACAGGUAGUACUGGCAGCAACAUCACGUGUAUUGUGAUCUGUGGGAUAAAUGUGUGGUGCCCAGAAUGAAACGUACCUCCAUCCCUAGAGUAGGGACAUUCAUUCCAGCUCAAACAUGGCUAAGAGGAGGAAUAACCAGGAGAAACAAUGAGGACUGGGGGAUGCUGGAGUUCAUGGAGACCUGGGGGAUACUGGAGUUUGUGUAGAGCUUAGAUAUAAUAGUCGGGGGACAUGUGAGUUCAAUCACUGUGACUAUUUUUGUAAACUUAUAUCUGCGUUGGGAGCAGAUGCAUAUAUAUAUAACAUGCUUGGAAAUUUUCUUGGAGAACGUCUAUGUUUACAAACCAUCUUUUAAACUGUGUCCUUCAAAAGGAAAUAAAGCAUUUGUAGCCCU